AUGCUAUGGAGUUAAAAAACAUUGAAGAAGUUGGGUGCUAUUUAAACAGACUAAAACCAGGUCUAGAGUUUCAACUUGCUCAAGAAAUUUUUAGACUAGCAAUUAAUCACAUUAGAGACUAUGAAGCAGAAGAUCGAGAAGGAAAAUAAAGAGAAUCUAAAGUAUUAAGUUGAGAAUUUUGUUCAAGCAGUGUGUAUGAAAACAGAUAAAAGAGAAAGAGAAGCAAUAGAAGCUCUUAUUGAAACAGAUUAGCUCAAUGAUACAUUGAAAGAGCAAUUAAUCCACAUCUAUGAGGAUUAUUACAGAUGUCAACAUUUUGUGGAACUUUUAAGUAUGGUAACUGAUGAUGCCCAAAUUUCAAAAGAUUGGAGAGAAAAAUAGUAGUUUUUCAGGUUUAAAUCAGGUUAUGGAAGAUAAAUGAUAAAUGAAGGAAACAUCGAAGCAAUUAAAAUGGUCAACCCAUUUACUAAUGAAAAGUUCUCUUAGAUUUUGAAAAGCUAAGCUAGUUAAUACAAGUUAAAAACACUGAGGCAGAGAGGCAUUGAUCAGCUAAAUAGGUUAAACGAAAUUACCAAGCCAUAGAAUAAGAAUCAGCCUAACUCAUAGAUAGCAUCUCAACAGAUUAACAAAAAUAGUAAUACAUAAAUUAGCUAAUAACCUUAGAUAUAAAACCAAAAUCAGAUUAAUUAGUAGUAAGUUACUACUGGUGGAUCUAGUAAAUCCAAUCCAAGAGGUCCAAAGUAUUAUUAAGAUUCAAUGAGUGCAAGAAAAUUAGCAUAAAAUGCAAUAAGCGAACUUGAUUAUAAUAAUAUCUAGAAUUCCUCUAAACUCCUAAGAUAAGCUGUUGAAAUACUUGAAAAGUAUCAAUGA
This is a messenger RNA of Stylonychia lemnae, 870 nucleotides long. Lineage: Eukaryota; Ciliophora; Spirotrichea; Sporadotrichida; Oxytrichidae. The record is from the annotation of a GenBank genome assembly.